Centrocercus urophasianus (Greater sage-grouse) is the source of this 4561-nucleotide messenger RNA. RefSeq names its product PHD finger protein 14 (gene PHF14). Bases 82 to 2724 code for a protein of 880 amino acids. The transcript has 18 exons. The record is from RefSeq and is a predicted model, not a curated record. NCBI's taxonomy places the organism in Eukaryota, Metazoa, Chordata, Aves, Galliformes, Phasianidae. Gene Ontology annotation, biological process: regulation of transcription by RNA polymerase II.
GCGCCCGAGGGGCUGAGGCGGCGCCGCGCUGCCGCCGCCUGGACACGUUCCCAGUCGCCGCCGCUCACCUGCAUAGCCUUUAUGGAUCGCAGCUCGAAGAGGAGACAAGUGAAGCCUCUGGCGGCUUCCCUGCUGGAAGCUUUAGAUUAUGAUAGCUCUGAUGACAGUGAUUUUAAAGUUGGAGAUGCUUCAGAUUCUGAAGGAAGUGGUCAUGGAAGUGAAGAUGCAUCAAAGGACAGUGGAGAAGGUUCCUGUACUGAAUCAGAAGAAAAUAUCUUGGAGGAGGAACCAGCAGAAGAGAAAGUAGAAGAGCAACAGCCAAAGAGCUCUGCUGAAGAAGUGCCGACAGCAGACAAAGAGAUAAUUAAAACUGAAAAGAAAGAGCAAGAAGAUGAAGAAGAGAAGCCAAAAAAGAAGAAAGAAAAAGAGAAAGCAGCUGAAACUGAUCCUGUGGCUGAUGAACAAGCAAGUGAACCAAAAAAAUGGAAUUUGCGCAGGAACCGACCAUUACUGGAUUUUGUGUCAAUGGAAGAACUAAAUGAUAUGGAUGAUUAUGAUAGUGAAGAUGACAACGACUGGCGGCCUACUCCUGAGAAGAAAAAAGGGAAAAAUGCACUGCGAAAAGAAGGGAGUGAUGGAGAUAAUGAGGAUGAUGAAGAUGAUGGGAGUGGAAGUGAUGAGGAUGACAAUGAUGAGGAAGGUAACGAAGAAGAUAAUAGCAGCACAGCUAGUGAUGGAGGAUCCAAGAAGAAGAAGAGUAAAGUUCUUAACAGAAAUAAUGCAGAUGAUGAGGAACUGACAAAUGAUAGCCUGGCUCUUUCACAAAGCAAGAGUAAUGAGGACUCCUUGAUCCUUGAGAAGUCCCAAAAUUGGAGUUCCCAGAAAAUGGACCAUAUUUUGAUUUGUUGCGUUUGUCUUGGAGAUAACAGUGAAGAUGCUGAUGAAAUAAUCCAAUGUGACAACUGUGGAAUAACAGUGCAUGAAGGUUGCUAUGGUGUUGAUGGAGAGAGUGAUUCUAUCAUGAGCUCAGCUUCAGAAAAUUCCACUGAACCCUGGUUUUGUGAUGCAUGCAAAUGUGGUGUCACACCUAGUUGUGAACUAUGUCCUAACCAAGAUGGGAUCUUCAAGGAGACAGAUGCAGGCAGGUGGGUCCAUAUUGUUUGUGCCCUCUACGUUCCAGGAGUGGCAUUUGGAGAUAUUGACAAAUUGCGGCCAGUAACGCUUACAGAAAUGAAUUAUUCAAAGUAUGGUGCCAAGGAAUGCAGUUUUUGUGAAGAUCCUCGUUUUGCCAGAACUGGAGUAUGCAUCAGUUGUGAUGCUGGGAUGUGCAGAGCUUAUUUCCAUGUGACCUGUGCUCAGAAGGAAGGCCUGCUCUCGGAAGCAGCGGCAGAAGAGGAUAUAGCUGAUCCUUUUUUUGCUUAUUGUAAACAGCAUGCGGACAGAUUAGACAGAAAAUGGAAACGGAAAAACUAUUUGGCAUUACAGUCUUACUGUAAAAUGUCCUUGCAAGAAAGAGAAAAGCAGCUCUCGCCAGAAGCUCAGGCUCGAAUCAAUGCCAGACUACAGCAGUAUCGUGCCAAGGCAGAGCUGGCUCGUACCACCAGGCCACAGGCCUGGGUUCCCAGGGAGAAGCUACCACGACCACUCACUAGCAGUGCUUCAGCCAUUCGCAAGCUUAUGCGCAAAGCUGAAUUAAUGGGAAUUAGUACAGACAUUUUUCCAGUUGAUACUUCAGAUACUAGUUCCAGUGUUGAUGGAAGAAGAAAACAUAAACAACCAGCCCUCACUGCUGAUUUUGUCAAUUACUACCUUGAGAGAAAUAUGCGCAUGAUUCAAAUCCAGGAGAAUAUGGCUGAGCAGAGGAAUAUCAAGGACAAAUUAGAAAAUGAGCAAGAAAAGCUUCAUGUGGAGUAUAAUAAGCUUUGUGAAUCUUUGGAAGAGCUACAAAAUAUGAAUGGAAAACUACGAAAUGAAGGGCAAGGCAUUUGGGCUCUGCUGGGUAGAAUCAUUGGACAGAAAUUGAACAUACCUGCAAUUUUGCGUGCUCCUAAGGAAAGAAAACCAAGUAAAAAGGAAGGGGGAACACAAAAGACAUCUACGCUCCCAGCUGUACUUUAUAGUUGUGGAAUUUGCAAGAAGAAUCAUGAUCAGCACCUACUAUUACUGUGUGACACUUGUAAACUCCAUUAUCACCUUGGUUGUCUGGAUCCACCUCUUACAAGGAUGCCCAGGAAGACCAAGAACAGUUACUGGCAGUGCUCAGAGUGUGACCAGGCAGGUAGCAGUGACAUGGAAGCUGAUAUUGCCAUGGAAACCUUACCAGAUGGGACCAAAAGAUCACGGAGGCAGAUUAAGGAACCAGUGAAAUUUGUUCCUCAGGAUGUGCCACCAGAACCGAAGAAAAUUCCAAUCAGAAAUACGAGAACUAGAGGACGAAAACGAAGCUUUGUGCCAGAUGAAGAAAAACCUGAGGAACGGAUUCCCAGAGAAAGAAGACAGCGGCAAUCUGUUCUGCAAAAGAAGCCCAAAUCAGAGGACUUAAGAACUGAAUGUGCUACGUGCAAAGGGACUGGAGACAAUGAAAAUCUAGUCAGAUGCGAUGAAUGCAGACUCUGUUACCAUUUUGGCUGUUUAGACCCUCCCUUGAAAAAGUCUCCAAAGCAAACUGGCUAUGGAUGGAUCUGUCAGGAAUGUGACUCUACAUCUUCCAAAAAGUUUCCAUAGUACUGCAUUCUCUUCUGUCAUCACCUUAACCUGGCAAGAAAUACUAUGUACUUAAUUUUUAAAAUUGGAUUUACAAAUUCAUCUGGUACAUCAAUGUUUUGUUGGUUUUUUAAAAUUUAUUUGUUUGUUAAAAACAAAAAAAAAUUAAAUCUGGAAUUUUAGUCUGUUCUGCUACUUUCUUGGUGUUUGCAGAAUAUUUUCAACUAAAAAGGACACAGCUAUUGCAGAGGUGCUGUCAUAAGUUAUGUGUUGGCAUAUGUGGAUGUUCCUCUAGAGAAGCAGAUACCAAAUGUACAAGUAUAGUUUUUGACUUGCGACUAGGAAGAAAUGGUUCUCAGUUUCAUGCGGUGGGGGAGUUAAUUUAAUUCUUCUGUAAGGAAAUAUGAAGACAACCAUCGGAAAUUAGCUGUCCACUACAUUUUGGACAUCAAGAACUCUCUCUUGAGUACCACUUACAUGGAAUGGACAUUCCAAGAGUGAAUUGAAAUUAUUGAAGUUUUGUUACCUGCUUAAACCAAAACAGGUCCUUGAUAAUGUUGGAAUUUCCAUCUCCAAUUUGCUUGACUUCUUCUGAGUAAACAAACUCAAAAAAGCAGAGUUUGUAACUUCUUCAGGAGAUUAGAACGUUAUGUACCAGAUAAAAAAUAUAAAAUACUUUAUUGUGUAAACUAAGUAUGAUUGACAUCAUUUUAGUACAGGGCAUGUGUUAAUUUUAAAUUGAAAACCACAGUGUUUUGAAGAGUAAAUGAAAUUUACUGUUAGAUUGACAAUGUAUUUUGUAUUAUGUUAGUGAUACAAAUUAAAAAAAAAAAAUGCUUGUUAUUGUAUCUGAUUUUCUUUUUCAUUCCGUAGAGACUUCUAAAUGAGUAUAUUUAAAUAAUAAAGUCAUUUGCACUUUCAAAUUUAAGCAAUUUGAAUGGUAUUUGAAUGAAAAUGGAUAUGAAAGGUGCUGAAAAAUUGUCUUAUGAGGACUCCUUGUGGUUUUGGGUAGCCACUUUCAGAUCGCUUUUUCACAAAGCUGUACAGAGAAAUGCUCUGAAAAAGCUGCAUUUUUCUCUCUGUUUUAAAGUAUUUUUCUAGAACAUUUGCAUGAUUUUACUCUAUAAUGUGUUACAAAUUCAAACACUUUAAUACUGAGUUACACUCAUUGCAAACCUUCCUUAAAGUGAAUGUGGUUUUAGGGGGUUAGGGCUUUCUUUAUGUACUUCAUCAUUUUUGCAUUCAGUUUUCUAUGUGGUUUUACUAUUGUGUUAUCUAUCACAAUUUGAUGAGACUUUUUCUGCCCCUUGCUAGAGGGAGUAGUCCCUCAGCAGUGUAUUUAGAGAUAGGGAGAGGAAAGCUGUAGAGAAGUUUGCUUGUUUGCUGCACUCUGCCUGACCUAUGGAUGAAUUGCAAGCUUGAGCUCCCAGCAAUUUCAAUCUCUCAGUCACUUACUAAAUCCAAUUUUUGGUAUGUCACAGUGAAGUUUCUAGUACGGAUUAUAGCAGCAAAAUAGGAUUGAAUUUCCAGCUUUUGCCAAGGAGACUAUUGUUUAGUUUUCAUUCCUUCAAUGUUUUUCAUCUGCUAUGAUCCAAUUUAAAUCACUGUUAGCGUAUGUGUUUUAAAAUUCUGCAGUGAUGUCUUCUGCAGCAGUCUUGGCCCUUGGAAACAAUUGGUAAGUAAAUUACACUAAUUCAGUGAAGAGAGGUAAUAGUGCAUUGCGUGUAAUCUUUAAUGGGUUUUUACUUACAAUUACAAGUUUCAAUUUUGUAUGUUCAGGAAGAUCUACAUAGCACUGGCAGCAAAUAAUGUAUUUUUAUUUUCUGCUUUUACUAAACACUUGUUGAUGACCAUGGUG